Messenger RNA from Lactuca sativa (garden lettuce), 993 nucleotides. Its product is annotated as agamous-like MADS-box protein MADS4. The record is from RefSeq and is a predicted model, not a curated record. Gene Ontology annotation, biological process: positive regulation of transcription by RNA polymerase II. Gene Ontology annotation, molecular function: RNA polymerase II transcription regulatory region sequence-specific DNA binding; protein dimerization activity; DNA-binding transcription factor activity. Gene Ontology annotation, cellular component: nucleus. NCBI's taxonomy places the organism in Eukaryota, Viridiplantae, Streptophyta, Magnoliopsida, Asterales, Asteraceae.
UAAGGAGUGAUACCAGGUAAGAGAGAAGCUAGAAACGAAAGAGAGAGAGAUUGUGUCACCUCUGAAUCUUUGUGUUUUUUUGGUGAUAGAUUCAGUGAUUGUGAGAAUGGGGAGAGGGAGGGUGGAAUUGAAGAGGAUAGAGAACAAAAUCAACAGGCAAGUCACCUUCGCAAAGCGCAGAAAUGGACUGUUGAAAAAGGCUUACGAGCUUUCCGUUCUCUGUGAUGCUGAGGUUGCUUUGAUCAUCUUCUCCAACAGGGGAAAGCUCUAUGAGUUUUGUAGCAGCUCAAGCAGCAUGCUGAAAACACUGGAGAGGUAUCAAAAAUGCAACUAUGGAGCACCAGAGUCAAAUGUCUCUGCAAGGGAAGCACUAGAGCUAAGUAGUCAACAGGAGUAUUUAAAACUUAAGACACGGUAUGAAGCCCUACAACGUUCCCAAAGGAAUCUUCUGGGUGAAGAUCUUGGGCCUUUAAACUGCAAGGAGCUUGAAUCGCUAGAAAAACAGCUCGAUACAUCACUCAAGCAUAUCCGAUCAGCCCGGACACAGCUCAUGUUGGACACACUUUCAGAUCUUCAAAAGAAGGAGCAUGCGUUAAAUGAAGCAAACAGGACCUUGAAGCAAAGGCUGAUUGAAGGAAAUCAAGUAAACUCACUCCAUUGGUAUCCACAUGCCCAACAGGAAGUCUGUUAUGAAAGACAACCUCAACCUCAACACCAAAACGAUGAAGCAUUCUUUCAUCCCCUCGACUGCGGGCCCACUUUACAAAUCGGAAAUGGGUAUCAAACGGAUUCACUAACGGCAGGAGCAGGAGCAGGGCCAAGUAUGAAUAAUUACAUGCAAGGAUGGUUGCCAUGUUAAAAAGAAUAACAUAUAUAAUAAUUAAUUAUGGUAUGGGUUUGUGGGCAUAAAAAAGAUCCCAUGCAUGUGUGCUUAGUUAACUGCUAUAUAUUGUAAGUUAUUUGGAACAAAUUUAUGUCAACAGAAUUAAGAUC